AUGUUUGCUACUGAGCAAAUUGUAAUGUGCUUAGAUGAACUCGCCAAAAAUACAACGGAUCCCCAUAUUCAGCUGGACGAGGUGGAGAUUCAGAAAGGCUUUUUGCAGCUAGCCCGGUCGUUAGACUUCCUUCAUUGUUCGAAACAAGUUCACACGAAUUUAAAUGGUAAAUCAGUACUAAUCAAUGCGAAAGGUGACUGGAAGCUGGGGGGAUGUGGAUUUCUAACGAACUUAAAUGAGGGGGAGUCCCGACAAAUCGAUGUCACCGACGCUCUGGAAGAUGACCUUCCUGAUUACAUGAAACGAAACCUAGAUUAUCUUGACCCUUUGUGUGUCUUUGAUGGCCUUGUUGGAACAACAAAUGACAUGUUCGCACUGGGUGUUUUACUCUUUAUGACUUUACAUCAUGGUGUCACACCGUAUCAAACACAUGGAAGUAUGAACGCAUUACGUGCAUAUGCUGAUCAUCUACCCUCAAAAAUUCGGACUACCCAAUUCAGCUCCCUAGGUUCGGAUGUACAAGAUAUACUUGUCAACCUCAUUUCAAGAAAUACUUCUAGGUACACUGCCAGUGAAUUUCAGAAGUUACCUUACUUUAACAAUGAAAUUGUUUCAACACUAAAAUUCUUGGAGAGAGACAGUUUUUCUGGUUUUAUGCGCUCAGAAAAGAUCCAGUUUCUUAGAGGUUUACCUAAAGUUUUGCCCCAAUUUUCCAGAACCUUGCUUCGUCGAAAAUUAUUACCUAGCGUAUGUAUCACAAGACUAACGUUGGAGCUUUUCGAGGCGUCGUCAGAUAAAUCACUACUUCCCUAUAUCCUUCCCACUGUAUUUUACAUCGUAAAGGAGUUUUCGCAAGUGGAAUUUUGCAAAAAUGUACUGCCAAAACUCAGACCGCUUUUUGAUGUGCACGAUCCACCUCAAUGCCAAAUGAUACUAUUAAACCAAACAGAUUUGUUUGUGAGUAAAACAACGCCUGAUCAAUUUCAAUUGUAUGUGAUGCCUUUAUUUUAUUCCGCGAUUGAACAGGAUGAGAUUGCAGUGCAGGAAAAUUUGCUACAACGUAUUCCACGAAUUACCGAAUACUUAAAUUACUCGGAUGUUAAGAAGCUCAUGCCAAAACUUAUCGCGCUAUUCACCAAGACCAAAACACUCUCGGUAAAAGUGAGCGCUUUGAUAUGCUUCCAUGCGAUAAUACCUAUCCUUGAUACAAAUACCUUGACUGAGACAUUACUCCCAACGUUGGCUCGUAUCAAGACUCGCGAAGCAUCAGUAUUGGUUGCUUCUUUGGCAGUAUAUGAAGCUUUAGCGACAAAAUUGGAUCAUAACAUGAAUGCAACGGCUGUUCUUCCACGCUUAUGGAUCAUGUGUAUGAGUCCUACAUUGAACGAGACUCAAUUUAGUCGCUUCAUGCAAGUUAUUAAGAUGAUAGGCGAGUCUGUGGAACAAACCCGUAUGUAUUCUAUGCACUGA
This is a messenger RNA of Malassezia sympodialis ATCC 42132, 1470 nucleotides long. RefSeq lists its product as uncharacterized. Gene Ontology annotation, molecular function: protein kinase activity; ATP binding. Lineage: Eukaryota; Fungi; Basidiomycota; Malasseziomycetes; Malasseziales; Malasseziaceae. Bases 1 to 1470 code for a protein of 489 amino acids. The record is from RefSeq and is a predicted model, not a curated record. The transcript has 2 exons. Gene Ontology annotation, biological process: protein phosphorylation.